Molecule: messenger RNA, 831 nt
Organism: Cylicocyclus nassatus
Lineage: Eukaryota; Metazoa; Nematoda; Chromadorea; Rhabditida; Strongylidae
Source: the annotation of a GenBank genome assembly
AUGUCUGGAGAAAUCAUAUCAAAUGGCUUAAUUGGAAGUGUUGAACUUGAACCAUUGUCUGCAGCUGAUUGUUUUUUGAUCAUACGCUGUAAACAUUUCCAGGUAAUCAAUCUUUUUAUAUCCAGAGAUGGAAUUUGUCAAGAUCUCUAUGAAACGUUGCUUAGAUGUUCGAAAACGGUUAACGUCUGCGAAUUGGUAGCGUUUGAAAACAGAGACGUAGCUGAAGAUGCCCGAGGGCGGUCACGUCUUGACUGGGCUGUGGAGUUCACUCGACAGGGUGUAGAUAGUGAAUGGGGUGAAAACGAUUUCAAUAAAGUAUAUUGCAGCUGUGACACGUGUCCAGAACGACUAUGGUUGCCGGUGGCGGCGAGUACCACCACUCUAAUGGGCUCAUGUCGGUUCCCAUCUCGAGGACGGUUACCGGUGUUAACUUAUUUCUACACACCUAAUGGUGCAGCUAUUUGUAGACGUUCGGCUGUGCACUCACUUCUUCAGCUCGUCCAUGUAACACCACAAGUACGCUGAUCGAAGAUUUCUGGUAAUGCCGUAAAAAAGCAAUGACGGGUUGCUUGCGGCUAUUCUCAUUUUUGGAAAGAAAAAAGUUUACAAUGAGCAAUCCACCAAUGUCAACGGUUGGAUUGCAAGUCGCACGGACGAGAAAUUUGUGAAAGUGCUCCUAGACCAAAUUAUUUCACGAUGAGAAGGCACAGUCAACAAGGAAUGUUUUGGAUGCGUACUUUGCUCACAACCCUUGUCAGAAAUAGGGUUCUGUAGAUCUUGUUGUCAGUGUUAAUUGUGUCAUUGUAGAAUUAUGUUGAACAUACUGAGUUU